GGUAGCUAUGUGAAAGGGGAAAUGUAUGUCAAACAGAGCGGUGGACAAUGUCCUGAUUUAUUCGUGCAAGUCACCUAUCCUCUAGCACACUUGCAUGUUGUUCCAUGAACUCCAAAACCAUCCGACUCUGUAUGAUCAGUGGAAGAUCCAGAGGAAGAAAAAGGGCAGGAACCGAUGGAAGGGUCAGACCGAAGGUUGGGUGGAGUUCCAGAACAAAGCUAUCGCCAAGAGAGUGGCCAGAAGUCUCCAUAAUACACCAAUCGGGACCCGGAAGCGCAGCCGCUUCCGUGAUUCCUUGUGGAAUAUAAAGUAUCUGCACCGUUCCCGACCAGUAUCUGCACUGUUCCCGACCAGUAUCUGCACUGUUCCCGACCAGUAUCUGCACUGUUCCCGACCAGUAUCAGCACUGUUCCUGCGUGUGUGUUUCUGUUCCCGACCAGUAUCUGCACUGUUCCCGACCAGUAUCUGCACUGUUCCCGACCAGUAUCUGCACUGUUCCCGACAGUAUCUGCACUGUUCCCGAGUGUGUGUGUAUGUUUCCGUUCCCGACAGUAUCUGCACUUUUCCUGACAGUAUCUGCACUGUUCCCGAGUGUGUGUGUGUGUUUCUGUUCCCACAGUAUCUGCACUGUUUCCGAGUGUGUUUUUCUCUUCCCGACAGUAUCUGCACUGCUCCUGAAUGUGUAUUUCUGUUCCUGACAGUAUCUGCACUGUUCCUGAGUGUGUGUGUGUGUUUCUGUUCCCGACAGUAUCUGCACUGUUUCCGAGUGUGUGUUUCUCUUCCCGACAGUAUCUGCACUGCUCCUGAAUGUGUAUUUCUGUUCCUGACAGUAUCUGCACUGUUCCUGAGUGUGUGUGUGUGUUUCUGUUCCCGACAGUACCUGCACUGUUCCUGGGUGUGUGUGUGUUUCUGUUCCUGACAGUAUCAGCACUGUUCCUGAGUGUGUGUUUCUGUUCCCAACCAGUAUCUGCACUGUUCCCGACCAGUAUCUGCACUGUUCCCGACCAGUAUCUGCACUGUUCCUGACAGUAUCUGCACUGUUCCUGACAGUAUCUGCACUGUUCCCGAGUGUGUGUGUGUGUGUUUCUGUUCCCGACAGUAUCUGCACUUUUCCUGUGUGUGUGUGUUUCUGUUCCUGACAGUAUCAGCACUGUUCCUGAGUGUGUGUUUCUGUUCCCGACCAGUAUCUGCACUGUUCCUGAGUGUGUGUUUCUCUUCCCAACAGUAUCUGCACUGUUCCUGAGUGUGUGUUUCUGUUCCUGACAGAAUCUGCACUGUUCCUGAAUGUGUGUGUGUGUCUGUGUGUGUUUCUGUUCCCAACAGAAUCUGCUCUGUUCCUGGGUGUGUGUUUCUGUUCCUGACAGUAUCUGCUCUGUUCCCGACAGUAGCUGCACUGUUCCUAGGUGAGUGUUUCUGUUCCUGACAGUAGCCACAUUAUUCCUGAGUGUGUGUUUCUGUUCCCAACAGUAUCUGCACUGUUUCUGGGUAUGUGUUUCUGUUCCUGAUAGUAUCUGCACUGCUCCUGGGUGUGUGUUUCUGUUCCUGACAGUAGCCGCACGGUUCCUGGGUGUGUCUUCCUGUUCCUGACAGUAUCUGCACUGUUUCUGUUCCCAACAGUAUCUGCUCUGUUCCUAGGUGUGUGUUUCUAUUCCUGACAGUAUCUGCACUGUUUCUGUUCCCAACAGUAUCUGCACUGUUUCUGGGUGUGUGUUUCUAUUCCUGACAGUAGCCGCACUAUUCCUGGGUGUGUUUCUGUU
Messenger RNA from Chiloscyllium plagiosum (whitespotted bambooshark), 1757 nucleotides. The record is from RefSeq and is a predicted model, not a curated record. NCBI's taxonomy places the organism in Eukaryota, Metazoa, Chordata, Chondrichthyes, Orectolobiformes, Hemiscylliidae.